Messenger RNA from Oppia nitens, 1744 nucleotides. RefSeq names its product ankyrin repeat and death domain-containing protein 1A-like. Gene Ontology annotation, biological process: signal transduction. Gene Ontology annotation, molecular function: protein binding. The transcript is spliced from 16 exons. NCBI's taxonomy places the organism in Eukaryota, Metazoa, Arthropoda, Arachnida, Sarcoptiformes, Oppiidae. The record is from RefSeq and is a predicted model, not a curated record. Bases 20 to 1744 code for a protein of 574 amino acids.
GUUGUUGUUGUUGUUCAAUAUGGGUGAUAGUAUCGGCAGUUCAAUGAGUGACAAAUUUAAACGGUUGUCCUUAACAUCGAGCAGAGCUCAAGAGUCGGACAUUAUGUCCGUACAAUUGAGCCAACAGUUCACCAAAAUACCCGUACGGCCGGAGCUGUUGCUGCACGAGUCUGCCAUCAAAAACGAUGUCCAUACCUGCAAAAAACUUAUUGAAGCCAAAGUGGAUAUCAAUAGCAAAACUCAUAUGGAAAGGACGCCAAUUCAUUGGGCUAUUUGUCAUCAAAAUGUAGACAUUGUAUUAUUAUUACUUCAAGCAAAUUGUGAUAUCGAGGCAUUUGAUAAGCUCGGUAUGAGACCUGUGAUGAUGGCCGCAAUGGUUGGCAAUAAUCAAAUUGUUGAACUAUUAGUUAAAACUGGAUGCAAUUGUAGGGUUGUGAAUAAAAAAGAUUAUACUGUACUCCACUGUGCCGUAAAACAUGAUCAGUCAGAGAUUGUCAUGUAUUUACUCGACAAUGUUAAGGAUCUGGAUAUCAAUGCAAUCGAUAAAUUAGGUCAAACUAGUUUACAUAUGGCAUCGAUUAAUAACAAUCUGGAAGUCGUCGACAAAUUAAUAUCAUGCGGUGCUGAUCUCAAUAUCAAAGAUAAACAAGGCAGACAUGCAGGACAUUGGGCCGCCUUUAAAGGACACGACGAAGUGCUCACCGCUCUUAUCAAGUCUGGCAUCGAAAUCGAUGAUAGAGAUGACGACGGAAAGACAGCAUUGCAUUUGGCGGCAGAGUAUGGUUUUAGAGAUGCCUCACAAACAUUAAUACAACAUAACUGUGAUAUUUUUGCAACCGAUUCUAAGGGACGGUCAGCUCUGAUGAUUGCCUCAGCCCUGGGCUAUGUUGAUGUUGUGGCACUAUUAGUAUCAUACGGUGCUGUUCUCAACAGUAAAGACAAGAACGGAAAUACUGCCCUUCAUUUAUGUGUUUUGGGAAAUCAUGUUAAGAUGACACAGUUUCUCAUCGAUAAAGGAGCUCAAAUCAAUUCACUAAACAAUAGAUUGCAGACACCAUUAGUGGUGGCGGCAGAGAUCGGUCACACAGAAGUGGCCGAAAUAUUAAUCAAAAACGGUGCGGAUCUCGACGUCCAGGAAAAGAGCGGAAGGACUGCAUUAUAUGUGGCGUCGAGAGGAAGCUUUCAGGCGAUCGUCGAUAUGCUUAUUAAAGCCGAAAGAGAAAAGUUUUUCAAACUAAACCAAAAACCGCAUCAAUCGGGCAAUCAAUGCAACGAUCGGCUCAACAAUUGUCGAAAAGAGACCUUUGAUUCCGACGAUUGUACUGAUAUCGACUCAAACCAUUGCGGACACGAAAUCAAUCACAACAUAUCAUUGAAUCAGUUCAAGAAAAUCCUUUGGAAUCUAUCGCGCAAUCACUUAGAAGUUAAUGACUGGAAACGGUUGGCCAAGAUUUGGGAUUUUACUGAGGAUCAGAUGAAAGCUAUUGAACAUCAAUACACUGGAAAGACUAGUUAUAAGGAUCAUUGCUAUCGGAUGAUGGUUAUAUGGUUGCACAGUCUACCGGCCUCUAAGAACCCGCUCCAUGAGCUCUAUGACGCUCUAUGCGCUAUCAACAGGAGAGAAGUGGCCGAAAAAGUACGAAAGAAAGCCGAAGAGGGAAACAUUUUUCGGUCGCAACGGUUCGGGUGUCACUGUUUGCCGGGAAUGCCGGCCAAUCUGUGCCAUUAUUGUUGCAUAUCUUAA